GAAGAACAGCUCAGGAUUUUGUGCCUGUAGCAGGAGCUGGGGGAGGGGGAAGCAGACUACAACUCCCAGAAGCCUCUGCCCAUAGAAGAUGGUUGUCAUGGAGAUGGAGAGCAACAGUCCUGGAAAAUAGAGAGCAAAAGGCAGGGAAGCUCCUUCCCACAGGUUUUCUAAACUGCUUGCGCGGAUUGAAAGAGCAGAAUGGAAAGCAAGGAAGAGAAGGAUCAGAAAAUACUGGAGAAAUUGGAAGAAGAGGAGGGUGAGGAGGAGGAGGAAGAAGAAUUUAGCUCCUUUAAUAUCAGCGAUGAAGUCCGUGACUUGGAGAAACAAUUGUCACAGAUCCAAGUCCAUGUUCCUGAAGUUGUCUAUGAAUUUGACUGGAGUUCCAUCGACACCUCCAAUUUGCCACUGUCAUACAGGACGAAUUCUCCCAAGGAGCAGUUGUUACUGCAGGUGGCUGAUAAUUUCUGUCGGCAGUACGUGCACCUUUGCCCAGACCGGGAGCCGCUUUUCCUGCAUCCUGUGAAUGAAUGCAAUGUGGAAAAAUUUGUGAGUACUACAGUCCGGCCAACCCUACUCCCCUACUCUGAGUUGUAUGACUGGGAUAGCUGUGCUCGUUUUGUGUCUGACUAUCUAACUAUGGAGCCCCUUCCGUCCCCUAUUGCACCGCCCAGUUACCUGUAUUCCCCAACCACGAUCCUGCGAUACCAGAGAGGGAACUGCUUUGAUUUCAGCAACCUUCUGUGUUCUCUGCUCAUUGGCGCGGGUUACGACACCUACUGCGUGAACGGCUAUGCCACCCGGGAGAUAUGCAUGAUGGAUGAGACCAAGGAGGAGUGCCCGCUAUUGCAAAAGGCAGAAGAGGUCCAGGUUGAAGCUGUAGAAAAGAAGCUGAAGAAGUAUGCGGUCAAGCCCUUGAAGGACCUGCAGAGCAAAUUUGAGCUGCAGCAGGCAGCCAAGGAGGUAGCAAAAGAGCAGGCAGCUGAGAAGAAGCGCAAAGAAGAGGAAGAAAAGACUGUGGAAAUUGAAAAGCCCAAACCAGAUUCUCUCUAUGGCUUGCGGGUCCACGCCUGGGUUCUGGUACUUUCAGGCAAGCGUGAGGUGCCAGAGAGCUUCUAUAUCGACCCUUUUACAGCAAAAAGCUACGACACCAAAGAUGAUAAUUUCCUUGGCAUUGAAAGUGUCUGGAACCACCGGAACUACUGGAUCAAUAUGCAGGACUGUUGGAACGGCUGCAAGGAUCUCGAGUUUGACCUUGGUGACCCAGUGCGAUGGGAGUUCAUGCUGCUGGGCACCGACAAGCCUCUGCUGUCACUGCCAGAAAUGGAGGAGGAUGAGGAAGCGGAAGAUGAAGUGGAAGAGCUGAAUAAGGAAGAGGAAUCCAAGGCCUUCGACAUGCCAGCAUCUUGGGUUGAACCAAUCCAAAUAACUUCAAAAGAAUUUGAGAUGCGGUGUCCCCAAGGCAAAAAGGAGAUUUUGUACAAGAACGCCAAGCUGGAAAAAUGGGCCCCUUACCUGAACAAGAACGGGCUGAUCAGCCGUCUCACUCUCUAUGAGGAUACAGAUUUUUCCAAAGUGCUGGAGGUGAAGGAAUUGUUCAAGAACCGAGAGGACAAGAUGGAGAGGAGAGAGCUGAAGAAGCAAACAGAAGUGACGACAGAAUACUUCGCGCCUGGACACGUGCAGAGCCUCAAAGUGCACACCUACAAGACGAUGGAGCCUGAGACGGAGCGCACCAUGGAGUUCUACAGUGAGACACGAGUGGAUGGCCUUCAGAAACGUGUUGAAACGGCUUUGGACAUGAUAGAAUAUUUUGAAGGGCGGUCAGAUUUCCUGUGCUACCGGCACACUGAAUUUGGCAAACGAGUGAAGAAACCUACCAACAACGCGCAGGUCAACACAGAAUCCAACGCUCGACCAAUUGUGACAAUCACAGAGAGAUUCAACAGGAAUCCAGAGAAACCAGCAGAUGAAGACGUGGCUGAACGCAUCUUUUUGAUGUCAAAGGAAAAAAUCUUCCUGACCUAUCACUACAAGGAGAAUUACAUCACUGCCUCAAAGAGGGAGUUCAACAAACGGUCAGACGUGGACAACUCUGGGAGUAAGGUCAUCAUGACCCGAGAUAUGUGCAUCAGCUAUCAGGCAGGGUUAACAGAAAAAGACGAGAAGUUGUUUCAUCUGUACGAAAUGAUGCUGAACUUAAUUGAAGAGGAGAAGCUAUCUCGGCACCAAGUCUGGGAAUCUGAGAUAGAGGUUCUGGAUAUUUUGAGGAUCCGAGAGGAAGAAGUUGCAGCCAGCAAGUUGACUGUAUCCAUUUACGAUACGGAGAGGAAUGAGAAGAGCAGAGAACAGAGAGAAUUAAUGGAACGCCUGUUGCAGGAGGAGCGUCUACGGCAGGUGGAGCAAGAUCUGGACUACCUGGCCCCUUACCUGAUCCAGAUGGGUGGAGUCGAGAAGAUGCCCAGGUGGAUGGUGAUGCGCCUCAAGGAAGACUGCCUGACCGAUUUCAAGCACCACCUCGUCGACAAGGCCAACCUCAUCCAAGCCCGUUUCGAGAAGGAAACCCAGGAGCUUCAGAAGAAGCAGCAGUGGUACCAGCAGAACCAGCUCAACAUGACCUUGGAGGAUGAGGAUGCCUACUUAAGCUUCUGCUCUGAAGCCAUGUUCCGCAUUCGCAUCUUGGAGAACCGCCUCAAUAGGCACAAGGAGAGAGCCCCCCUGAAAUAUAUAGCACUGGAAGAGAAACUAUGCAAGGAUCCUCGCUUGACCGAGUAUUUCAGAUUUUAAAUUUGAUUUACUCUAUGCCCCGAUGUCAGUGGGAGUCACCUCUGGAAACUUCAGUGAACAUCUUUCAGAAAACAAUGCAAGUUACAGGGAUCCAUUUUGUUAUUUUUUUGCAUAUUAUUAGCCUGUUUUUUCUCAAAAGAAAUAUGGGGGUCUUCAGGAAACAACUGACAUCUAUUUUCACAUUUCAAAUUUUGGUCAAGUCUGCAUAUUACAUACACAGGGGGAUAACUAGAGUGGUAUGGAUGGUUCACCAAGGGAAGGGACCCCUUUGGGUGAAUCAACAAAAUGCACAGGAGAAGUGUGCCCACGGAAACACCCCCCCCACGCACAGCUUGUCUACUCUAGUAUGCGCCAUCCUAAGCAGAGUUACUACCUUUCUAAGUCCAUUGGCUUCAGUGGAACUUAAAAGGGGGGCAACUCUGCUUGGAACAGCAUUGCAUACGAUCCCUUCCCACAAACUGGGCUCCUGUUAUGAGUGACUUCAUGUCCUGUGUGCUUCAUAUCUGUUUCCUAUGGCAGAUUUGACCCUAAUAAAUAUUCUUUCUGCA
Molecule: messenger RNA, 3332 nt
Organism: Sphaerodactylus townsendi
Lineage: Eukaryota; Metazoa; Chordata; Lepidosauria; Squamata; Sphaerodactylidae
Gene: DRC7
Product: dynein regulatory complex subunit 7
Exons: 18
Coding region: 199-2784 (861 amino acids)
Biological process (GO): flagellated sperm motility
Cellular component (GO): motile cilium
Source: RefSeq, a predicted model, not a curated record